Lytechinus variegatus (green sea urchin) is the source of this 1614-nucleotide messenger RNA. Its product is annotated as polypeptide N-acetylgalactosaminyltransferase 13-like. The coding region runs from base 1 to 768 and encodes 255 amino acids. The record is from RefSeq and is a predicted model, not a curated record. Lineage: Eukaryota; Metazoa; Echinodermata; Echinoidea; Temnopleuroida; Toxopneustidae. The transcript is spliced from 5 exons. Gene Ontology annotation, cellular component: Golgi apparatus.
AUGAUUACUGAACCAGUAUCGGUAUGGCAAUGUGGGGGAAGUCUUGAAGUAGUUCCGUGUUCCAGAGUAGGUCACGUGUUCAGAUCCAAACCGCCUUACGACUUCACUGGUGAUCCAGAAGCAGUACUCCUACGCAACAACAAAAGAGUUCUGGAAGUAUGGGGCGGGAGAGUCAAACACUUAUUUUACGGAUUGACGCCGGAGUACAAGGCAGUUGAUCCAGGGGACAUCUCAACCAGGAUUCGGCUGCGGGAUGAACUGAAGUGCAAAAGCUUCGAGUGGUAUUUGGAGAAUGUGUAUCCAGAAAAUAUUCUGCCAAUUGAGUUUCAGGCUCUUGGAAGGAUAAUGAACGAGGGGGUCAAUCUCUGCGUUGACGUGCUCCAUGCUUCGGAUAGGAGACGUAUGGGGGCGCACCUAGCUGUAAAUGCAUGCCGGGAAGGUGCUCUCGCUCAGCAGACUUUUUCGUGGAAUGUGGGAAGUCAACUUCAGCAUGACCAUUUCUGUAUCACGGCCAUAGAGGGCGACAGUCUAGUAAUGUUGCUGGAGUGUCAAGAUGUGCAAUACAACAAACAACUCACCAAUCAACAGUGGCAGUAUGACGAACGGAUUGGAACAUUCCAGCACCAACUCACAGGUCUAUGCAUGGGACUGAGGAAGAAACUGGACCAAGAUAUUUUAAAAUCAUUUGUAAUACUCGAAGAAUGCAGCUCAUUAUCCACCCAGCAGUGGGUCAUUCUAGAUACAUUCACUGAAAUCACAUGGAGAUAGCAUACAAUGUGACUUGGCAUAAAUUUAUUUCAAGAUAAAUGUUUGUACUGUUAUUGAAAUAAGGUUUAGACUGACAAAAGGUUGAUUAUUUAUGUAAUUACCCAUAUGACAUCAUAUUCUGUCAUUCUAGAUCUGAGCGUACUUCCAGAUCAAAAUCAGAGAUGAAUUUAUUUUGUGUUCAGAUUAAAACUGCAGAAUUGAUGAUGCUUUAUGUUCAGUGUGUAUUUCAAGGAUUUUUUCCCCAGUGAUUUGCAGGACCAAAUAUAAACUUAGGACCAACGUUAGUUUUCACCCAUUCCACUUGGAAAAUUAAGGCAAGAUUAUUGAGUUAUAUGUAAAUAUUAUUAUCAUGUCCCUUGUUUUCUCAUUUUCACUUAAUUCUUGUAUUGUGUCGUUAUUUUCUUCAUACACGCACGCAAAAAUAAAAACACAUCAGAGCUCCGUAACACAGAGAUUAUAUAGCGAUUAAUCGCUAAAAUGGAAUGACCAAUCAAGGUCAAUGCUACAUGCGCAUUUGGUUUAAAAUACUGACCAGGAACCAAUCAGAUUUUAUAUUUGAUAUUGAUCGUUAAGCUUUGUGUAAACGGGCCCUGGACUCGACUAACUUUAGUUUUAGUCAAUGUUUAUUCAUUUCCGACCUAAAUGGAAAUAUUCUCUUAGUUUAUGAUACAAUAGUGCAAUAAAAACAUGAAUACGUAAAAAGUGUUUUGCCACCUGAGUUACAUAGCCACUGAUUUGUCGAGAUGAUUAAUGAUGUUAUAGAGACAGGGGAAAUCAUUUUCUUUUCAUUAUCAAAAGGGAUCAAAAUUGUGCUUUUUGUUGACAUUAAAACGGUUCCAUUUGAGA